Meleagris gallopavo (turkey) is the source of this 10301-nucleotide messenger RNA. It is a transcript of the gene TC2N, whose product is annotated as tandem C2 domains, nuclear. Gene Ontology annotation, cellular component: nucleus. Lineage: Eukaryota; Metazoa; Chordata; Aves; Galliformes; Phasianidae. The record is from RefSeq and is a predicted model, not a curated record.
CCGUGGCAAGCCCCGGAGGCCCGCGGCGAGGCGGCGAAGGGAGCGUGGGGAGUCCCUGCCCGGUCGUGGGUGCAUCGGUGCGGAGGUUUGAUAGCUGCAGUGGAUUGUUGACUGUGAUUUCCUCCAAAUUGCAACACCAAGAACAAUGGCGAACGAAUAUAUUAAAAACUGCUGUAAAUGGUGUUUUUAUGUGGAAAAAGAAAAAAGCAAUUCAGUUUCCAUGGCGCAGGAAUCUGAAGCUGUACCCACAAGCAAGCCAACUAUUGUAGAGCAACCUCCAUUGUCUUCAGUAUCAGUGAAGCGGCAAGUUGGCUGUUCUGAGGAUUAUCUGCUUUCUAAACUGCCGCUGGAUGGGCAGGAGGUACCAUUUGUGGUCCCACCAUUCAAACUGGCUUACGUACAGCCAAAAAGCCUUCCUAGUACCUCACAUGCUGGAGGAAUUCAAGAAUCUGCCAGAGCUUCUUUUGGUGACCGGAAAGCAGAACUGUGCGGUGUGUACCAGUGGCCCCGCUAUGAUGUGUACAACCCAUUCUAUUUGGAACAUCAUGUUUCACCAGACCAGAUUAGGCGCUUCCAAGCCAAAUCAGAUAAUAGGAAAUUAUAUGGAUCAGUUAGUGAUUUAAGAACUAGUGCUUUGCCUGGAUCACUUGAUUUAAGUCAUUCAAUGUUUGAUCUCAGAAGCCCACCUCAUCGAUUCAUGAAGAGAUACGAUUCAGUCUCCAGUGUACCUAGCAGCACCUCCUCCAGAAAGGAUUCACAUGGCAGUAACAGGAGUCUGGAUACCAUUACGUUAUCAGGUGAUGAACGAGACUUUGGAAGACUGAAUGUAAAGUUGUGCUACGUUCCUUCUGUGGAGCAGAUCUGGAUCACAGUUUUACAUUGCAAAGGGCUGAGCUGGCCUUCCGGUUGUGGGGAAAAUCCUCAUAUCUAUGUCAAGGGAAUUCUCAUGCUGCCCAAGCCUGUGCAGUUCAAAUCCUCUGCCAAGGAAGGCUGCAAUGACAUUGAAUUUAUGGAAACUUUUGUAUUUGCUAUUAAGUUGCAAAGUGUUCAAACUGUCAGACUGGUAUUUAAAAUCCAGACACAGACUCCUAGGAAAAGAACAAUUGGAGAGUGCUCUUUGUCACUGCGGGAGCUCAGCUCAGAGGAGUCAAAUCAUUGGCUGGAUAUAUCUCCUCCUUCCAAAGCACCUGUGUGCCGCACAGAACUUCAAAUAGGAACUUGUUUUCAAGCAAUAAACAGGAGGAUUCAGUUACAGAUUCUUGAAGCACAAAAUCUUCCAAUUUCAUCUACGCCGCUGUCGUUAAGUUUCUUUGUGAAAGUUGGAAUGUUUAGUACAGAAGGGCUGAUCUAUAAGAAGAAGACUCGUCUCGUGAAGUCCACUAAUGGUCAAGUGAAGUGGAGAGAAAUGAUGAUUUUUCCAGUUAGCCAAGCUGAACAAGGAAUCAGUUUUCUUAUCAAACUCUACAGCAGAAGCUCAGUGAGAAGAAAGCACUUUCUAGGACAGGUCUGGAUAAGUUCUGACAGCAAUAACAGUGAAGCAGUAGAGCAGUGGGAAGAUACUAUUGCUAAUCCUGAAAAAGUUGUUAUUAAGUGGUACAGCCUUGGUCCGUCUUGAAGACUGGAGAUGAAACUGAGGACUUUUUUUCCACAAAGAUAUUUUAAAAGGCAUAAGAAUAAUAUAAAUAAAAAGAAAAAAAUAUUGUCUACACAAACUGUUCAAAAGGAUUUCACUCUAUCACGCCUCCAUGUUAAUUGGAAAAACUCGAUUUCCUGAAGAGAAAUACUAUUAAGAGGAAGACUUAGGAAAUGGGAAGAGAACUCAUUUGGUUUUAAAAAGUCUACUUCUUUUUCCCCUUUCAGGCUCUUUAAGAGUAUAGAAAUCCAGUACUGAAGAGAGAGAGCGUGAAUCAACAUCAUUUGCACUAGUUACAGACUUCAUCUUCACAUCUGCAGUCACAUCUCUGUCAGACUUCACAGCCCAUUUGGAAUCAGCUUGGUCAGCAGUUUGAACCUAGGUACUUUUGAGCCUCAGGCCACACCUGUAUUGACAGCAUUUGGCCAGAGUAACAUGUGCCUCAGCAGGUGGGAAAGCUGUGGCUGUAGCAGGAGACCUAAAGGGAACUGUAAAAUAAUGCAGCACCCAAAGGCUUUUCUAAUGUCUGCCUCCAGUGAAGAGUUGUUCAGUGCACCGACAUGCCAGUAUCUUGGGUUUCAUCCAUCUCUCUCUAUUCUAAACAGAGGAACUGAAAGAUACAAGUUUCUCUGACUAUUUGUAAUCUUCUUAAGUGGGGCCCUCUAGCCUCACUGUUUUGUGAGUGCUGGAAGGAAUAAGGAGAAUACUGUUAAAAAGGUAUCAGCUUUGCUUAGGAUCAGAGCCAGGCUGUUUUUUUUUUGUUGUCUUUUUUUUUUUUUAAUAAAUUAGUUUAUUCUGCAUAACUCUUACAUGUAAAUGACUUCCUAUCUAAUCAACAUUGUAUUACCAUUUGCUUACUUUACUAAAAGCCAGACUAAUGUUCUUAAGGAGUAAGCAAAUAUUUACUGAUGAAGUAUAUAUUUCUUUCUUCAAGCAAGAAGGGAUUACCAUAUUUUUACUGCAAGUGAUAUUUUUCCUACAAAAUCCUAAGAUUAUUUUUCUACUAGUCCCCAUGUUUUCAGGAGUCUAUUCAGAGUUAUUUUUAAGGAGGGAAAAAUGCUGAUUAUGUAAUAGAUGAUAAGUGCAUCUAAAAGCAAAGACUACUGGAUUGAACAAAAAUAUAUUCCAUUAAAUCCGUCACACAUCUAAUGCUGGCUGUGUGAGAUGCUCAAAUAUGUGUUUGUGUAGACAACGAAUAACUGUAUCUUUUUUAUAACUUGGAACACAUUCAAACAUCUGACAUAGGAACUGGAGUGGCGAGAGCACUCACUGCUUGAAGGCAAAGGAACAGUGGGGGGCAGAGAAAGCACUGAAACAGGAAGACAGUUUGUUUUUAAGCAAAGAGCUCAAAGCUUCUUUAUUUUGGCCUUUCUGACUUCAAAUAAAGGCCAAGAAAAGAAAUGGAAUCUCUUCAAUUUUUUUUUAGUUGUUAAUUAAAGCUUUUAAAAUUUCAGCCAUCCAGAUGGGUUUUUUUGUUUGUUUGUUUUUUAAAUGAUUUUUAAAAUGGCCAAACAAAAGGAUUUUCCCUGGGUUGUACAUAAUCUUCUUUUGGACAUGUUCUUAUAUAUGAACUGAAAUGGUUUUUGCAUGUUAUUUGGAGAACAGACAUUGUUUUUUGCUUUGAUGGAUGCUCCUUGCAAAGCUCCCAGUUGGCCCAGUGGAUCUGGACGUGAGAUCGUAGUAUCAUAGAAUGGCCUGGGUUGAAAAGGACCACAAUGAUCAUCUAGUUUCAACCCCCCUGCUGUGUACAGGGAGAUGUCAGCAUCCAUCCAGCUACAGUACUUGAGAUGAGCCUGGCCUGCUGGGUAAAAUGAAAAAAGGAAUUGGACUAAGCUGAUGUUCUUGGAGUUCUCUACUUGAAUACAGGGAUCCUUCUAUUCAUUGUGGCUGUAUUGCAGUAAACAACAGUGCGAACUAACUGUUUCCUUAUGCAAAAUGCUGUUCUGUUUGAAAGGGAGGACAGGAAAUACUCCAGUGUUUUGGAGACUUCAAUUACCACAAAAGUGGCUCUGCAAUGAUUGCCAACUCAGUGGAUAUUGUGUAAAAUGGACUUUGUUGGCUGUUUUAGGAUGCUGAGCCUUUUGGAGGCAUAACUAGUAAUGUCUCAUUUUUCCUAUGUUAAUAUUUAAUCUGUGUGUUUAUAAUAAAAGUUAUAAACACAAAAUGAUUUUUUUUUUUUAAUUGUGUACACCAGUGUUUACCAGCAUAACAAAUUGAAAUUCAAGUCCUACUUUUUUUUCUCUGAGAAAAUGCUGAGGAUGAAACAAUUUUUGAUGUAGUGUUGUGUGUGGGUGUUGAUAGCUAACACCUCAUGGAUACAUAUGGCUUCUUCUGUAAGGUGUACACAGCUCCUCCUAUAGCACUGUGAACAACGUACUCUGAGGCCUUCUUCAUCCUUUGCCCAUUCAUUCCCAGCUGUUGGGAAUUGCUGUCAUAUUUCAUGAAUUCUUAAUAAUCGGGAAAAGAAGAAUGUUUGUUCCAUUGCUCAUCAGAUCUGAAGUUACUCAACUAGUGUGAAAUUCCAUCUUCUUCUUCAGGAAAAAGUUGUUCUCUUACCUCUCUACAGAUAUGUUUCCAACACUGCUGCUGAAGAUUUAGGAGAAAGUAAAGAUUUAGGAAAGUCUUCCUGAAGAGGAAAAUGAUGCAUCACUUGAAAACAUAAAUUAGCAAAGAUGCUUAUUUAAUCAAGGAUACAUGCAAAAGUAGGAAAAAAACGAUGUCUCAGAGCACUCUUCUAAGAGCGACAGCUCUACGUUGUCCCCUGAAUGCAUGCAUGUUCAGCUUCUCUUUUCAUUAAGGUUAUAUCCAGAUUUACUGAUGUUUCAAAAAAUACUAUUGUGAAAACUGUCACAUAGUUUGUAGGUAUAAAGUACUCAUGGUUUAUAGUUAGAUUUCCUGUUGCUUCUAAUGUGGGACUCACUCAGCUUCUAGAAAAUAGUAGAGGUUCAGAAGCUGCAUGGGUUUUAUUUAAAUCUGCAAGAAAUGAGUGUAGGUUAAUUGGAACACCGGUUAUGAUCUUGUGUUAUAUGUUAUUCCUAGAGAGAGAGAGUGCCUCCUUAGAAACCACCAUUAGACUAAACUUAUUCAGAUUUUUCAGAAUGUGAGUAUAUAAUUGCACUGGUAAAUUAAACAAUUCUGUUUUAAGUUUAUUUGUUUAUGAUUAAGAGCAUUCUGUAUGCAAACAAGACCAACACAUUUAUUUUUCAAGUCUUUAUAUCUCAAUGGCAUGACAUGGCAUUCCUUUUAAGGAAAAGAAUGCAAGAUUCUACCUCAAAAGAUGAGUGGGUGUGACAGUUUGUAAACCACAAUGCCAUAAAACGUUAGUUGGAAGUUAACUGUAUUUGAGUGUCUUUUGUGAUCACAAUGCAGAUAGUGCCAUCCUGCUAAAUCAAUUAGCCCUGGAUUGUCCUUUUGUUGGGAUGACAUUUGUAUAAAACAAAAGGUAAUUUUGUCAUUCGGUUUAACACAUGUGCUGUUUGACUUAAAGACUGUCUGCCCAAUGGAGAUUGCUUUUGAGUUAUGAGUUAUUUUUGCAGCCAAAGCAUAAGGUUGUCUAGAAACUGGGGGCAGGGCUGUUCCAUUUCUUAAUUUCAUCCUGCCAAAAUAUGUAUGACAUGGGAGGGAGGCUGCAUAGUUGUGGAAAGUUUGGCAUAAAUCAUGCUGGACAUGAUAUACCCUCCUUGUUUUUCCAGCUUCUGCUGUAAAAUUACAUCACCAUGUAAAUAGAGCCCUGUACAUGAUCUCAUGCUUGGUGUAUGGAAAAAGCCAUCACUAAAAUCAGCACCAUGUUCCACAAACAUUGUUCCAGCUGAUUUAUAUCCAGCUUAUGCCGAGAGAGAGUCCGUGGUGUCUCAGUCUAAGGCAGAACUCCCAUUGUAUUCAGCAGAAGCAACCAGUCGUCAAGGCUGAUUUGGUUAUUUCAGCAUUGUGAUGGUAUGAUUUAUCUUCCAAAAGGUCACAGACAGCUUAAUUUUUUUUAACAUUUUAAAAAUAGCUAAAAAUCUGUCCAUGAUGUUUCUCUAGAAAUUUAGCAUCAUUGAAAAUGGAUUUGUCUCUCUUACAUGUUAUGCCAUUCUUUCCAUAGAUUUCAGUGGCUUUCAAACAAAUCCUCUAUACUGAUUAUUCUGCUAUUGGUCUAACUGUGCCACUUCUUUCCUCCUUUUAUUUGCCUGUGGAAUGCUCUUCUUGCCCUCUAUGCAUAAAUAGUUCUUCAAAUGUUGUCUGCUUCUGCAGCUAACAUUCUGUUUAUCCAGUACUAUUUCUCUCUUUAGCUGAUACUGGGACCAACAGCACUUCUUCCCUUCCUUUGAAGUUUAAAGAACUUGCUAAAGUCAUAAGGCUUUCAAUCCAAAGACUUGGAUCAUGUCUGCUGCUCAGCAUUCCUGAGCUACAUCUGGCUGCAACUUGGAUGGUAUGAUUCUUUUGAAGCUCCCUGAGUUCUAUGCUGUCUACUGCCACUGAAUACAGCAAUGGAUUAAAUCAGCUGUAACCUCUUGUGUCUGUGCUAGAAUUUUUCUUCCUCAAAAAUUUACCUUAGGAAAUCAUUUUGAAUGGCAAGAAGAGGAGGAGCAAGCUGACUUUAGAUGGCAAUCAGGUUGGUCGACUGCCUCUAUCUUUGAUGUUACACAAGGAGGAAGUGUGAUGAGAUCUGUAGCUCCAGCUGGAGAGAGGCCUGUGUCUCCUCCUGUGUGUAUGACCUGGGAAACACCUGUUAGCCUGGGGACUGAAAUGCCAAAUGCCAAUGGGAGGUGCAGUCAUACUGUACUUUUUACCUUUCCCUUGAGAAACUCUCUAGAGUUAUGGAGCAGCUCACUAGGGAAAUUUUCUAUAGCAGGAAUUCCUAUUGUUGACACGUUUCUAUGAAGCAGAACAUUAAGAUAGCUUAGGAGCCGUUGAAAAAUAAGAGUUACAGGAAUAUUAGUUCUAAAUCUAGCCAACCUUUGUCACUUGUCAUAGAAAAGAAAGUACUCUUUGUUUGUGAUAGAGAGCAAAAGAAGAAAAUGGCACAUUACACCCAAAAAAGGGCUGGGUCUCCCCUGCAUUAGCACCUAUUAGUCUUUCAAAUAUUUUUUGUGCUUAUCUGUUGCUUUUAGUGAAGCAAGGACAGAUUGGCUGAGUGAUUGUUAAAGGGAGGUAGUGAAGGAGGUGGAAUAAAAGCAGUUUUGUUUUGAAAAACAGUGUAAUGUGCCUGUAACUAUUGACAAAGCUUUCAUUUGACGUGACUUACAUAGCUGAUUACGCAUGUAGAUAUUUGCUUAUGUUCUAUCAGAACUUCCCUGGUAUGAGACUGAAUUCAUCUUUUAUGUAAUUAAAUAAUGCUUCAUUCUGAUGAGCUCAUUGACCUUUGAGCUCUCAACCUAAUUAAGCCUGAUUGCCUAUGGAUAGUUUCUCAUGGCUGAUUGACUUCAGCAUCAAAUAGGGGUAGAACAUAUUGAAUCUUUUUCCUGCACUUCAGGAACUAACGAUGUGUCUCUCCCAGACAUAUUCUCUGAUUUCUAAUGAAAAAUGAGCUGGGAAACUGAGAGGUGACACUCACUUCUCUACCUGAAUGUUGGGUGGUUGUUUUUGUUUAUUUGCUUGAAACUUUUGGAAAAAGAGGUGACAUCUCUACUAUCAGUCAAAUUUGAUUGAGAUAAUAAUGUGCUGAAAAAUUAUUCUAAGCCUUGGAAAGAAUGAGCAAAAACAAGCUGUGGUGCUUCAGGAUCCUGGGGCUCAGCUAUCUCAGAUCAGGAAGUUUUUUGCACCAUUAUCACUGCUGAUCACAAUUCCACCAGUAUGUGGUUCUCAGGGCAGCUUAAGCAGUUUCUCUGAAGAUGCUUUUUUUUCUUUGAAGUAUUUUGGAGCAGUAUGCUCUCAAGCUGGUCACUUGCUACAUUCUCACAGCAGUGCUGUUUUAAUGAUCUCCUGGCUGUAGAGAAUUUUUAUUUACCUUGAAAUCAUCAUUUAAUAAAAGCAGAAGCAGAAAUUAAGUUUAUUAUGAAGAAAUGCUCUUAAAGCUUCAUUUUUAGGUAAUAAAACAAGCAGUAGCAGCAGACAUCAGAUUCUCCUCUGUUCAUCAGCAUGCAUAUAUAAUUAGGAAUCCAUUACAGUUCUUAGGCCCCGAUAAUGCCUUUUUUUAACACCCUAGCCUUCCCACGUUUAGCACAGUGCUACAGCUGGAAAUCUGUAUGUUCCACCAGCAGAGCUCUGACUCCCAUGGUGAUGAGCCCUGGAAGGAGGGGCUGGGAUUUUCAACCAGGUACUUUGACAUGCUUUUCGAGCACAUGUCAUAUUGAGAAUUUAAGCUUGUGGAUCUAGAUUUACUGCACGAAGUGGGUGAUUAGAUGGUGUCAGUUCCUCCUGAAACUCAAGUUACUUGAAUAUCAAAAGUUUAGGGUUUUUUGUUUAGAAUUGUUUUGUUUUGUUUGUUUGUUUGUUUUAAGAGCAGGACAAGUAAGCCCUGGAAUUCUGGAUGAAGCUGAUGAUCAAAUCUGAGUUUGUCUCUAACACAAGUGGCUUUCAACACCAAGCUGGUAUAUCUGUGUGGAAAGGAGUGCCCAUGAAAUCAGAAUGCCCAUGAAGUCGAAGUGAGGAAUUUCAAAAGCCAGGAAGUAGAGCCUUGGUGAUGUUAGGGCACUUCACCGAAGCUCCUGUGCUAAGGUGAAGCAGAUCUGGGAACAGAAGAGGUUCUCUGAGGCUCCAGUUCUUUGCUAUGACUUGUGAGACUUGGCUGUCUCUCCAUGCUAAGCAUUUUGUACACCAAAUGCAACCCUGCUGACUACCAUUCUUCACUGUGGACAAAUUGUAUUGUGUGUAUAAAUUAUAGCUUUGUGUGUUGGAUUCAAAGGUAUAUCACAAUGGGAUUUCUGGAAGUCUGCAUGUAACGCCAAAAUUCACAGAGGACCAAAUGUGACAUCAGUGUGGAUUCCAUAUUCUCUAUCGAGCAAUAUUGUUUCUUGCCUCGAGGAUGAAAAAAUAUAUAUAUGUAAAUACUCUUUUUCCAAAAGACAGCAGGUACUGCUAUUCUUGUCCAGCUGAGGGGUAUUUAUGGCAUUCACUUGUUCUCAGCUACUUUAUUUCAUCAGCACUUCUUUCCCUUUCCCUGCCUGCACCUCUUUUAGUUGCCUAAGAGACAAAUCGUAGUCAAACACAUCCAGCUGUUUUACUUCCUUUCAUCAGCCACUGGAAGAUCAUCAGAAUGACAACUUUCUCCUGUGUUUUAGAAACAUUUGUCAAAACUGUUUGCAAAUGUCCAUCCAUAUAAAGAGAUCAAAGCAUUAGCUUGGUCCCCGAAAGCAAUGAGAGUAACAGCCAUGGCAACUGUAGCUGGAAUUUUGGCAGAGCAAGCUAUGAGUCUAAGGUCCUGGCGCAGGUCCUAAGCUGCUGCGAUACAGACGGGGCUGUGUGUUGGUAGAACUGUGCCAGCUCACCUCUGUCUGAACACACAAGCCUCAGAAACUACAGUCUUCCACUCCAAAGUAAGAAGAUUGUGACUGUUGCUGUUCACCCCUUGGAAAACUUCAGUAGGCUGCACCAGGGUCUCAGAAACAAGUGUUUAUGGCUGGAAAUACACUUUCAGCAGCUCAUAUGAAAAUGGGAAAACGUGAAAUGGACUGAUGCAGAGAUAUUCUGCAUAGUCUUUCACAUUCCUGCAGAUCCAUGAGGAGCUUUCUCCAUUUUAAUUCUUCCUCUUGAAAAUAUGUCUUCAUGAUCAGCUAACAAGUCAUAUCAGUUAGCAUCUGUCUUGCUAGAUAGCAUUUCUCCACGUGACAGUGAAGAGUGAGGUAGAGGUAAAGAAUAUUCACUAUCACUGUUCUUUGUCAACACUCCACCGCUUUCCACAGCAAGUAGGAAGCUACCUCUACUCUAACAGGAAAAGUUAAGGAACUGAAUUGCUUAUACAACCUCAUCUGCAUUACUAAAUGCCUCCAGACAUAUAAAAUGGCAAUUAUUUUUUCAGACAUUUGUUUUUUCUUCAUUUGAGCUCCUGCAUUUCUGACUUAUUUCUGACUUUGGGCAAUGCCUAUAUGUACUAGAUAAGGGCAAAUAGAUUGCCCAUAUUUACUUUGAAUGACAUUGAAUUUUCUUCGUGCAAUAUUUGUUCAAUAACUAUUUAACUGUAGAGAAUGUUUAAUAACAUUUUUGUUAUUAAUCAAAUUUGAUCUAAAAUCUAAAUUUUUGAUUCAAUUCAAUAUUUCAGUGCCUGUUUAUCUAUAGUAUGGCAAAUGAAAAUUAUAUGGGUUAUCAGAAUCAAAGGUGAAAAACAUUUAUAGGAAGGGUAGGGCCUAAAACAUGCAGAACUGAUUACCAAGUUGUAGUUCUAACAAGUUCAAAUACAACCCUUCUAUAUCCCUGAAAGUACUGCUUGAAGUUGUUCAACAAUCUUUGCAUAACAAUGCAAUGCUUUAUAUCCAAGGGUGUCUUCUCUCACCUAUUAAUUUAAACAGUGGGAAAAACAAGAAUGAAACUAGCCAUACAAGUGGGAUAGCUCCUCAACUGCGGGCUCCUUGGGACAGGCUGAGACAAAGCAGUGAAGCACCAGAUGGUGAAUAGCUGCUACACAUGUUGCAUGAAUUUUGUGCCAAAUCAUAGAACUUUGCUGGCUAGGUCCUGCAUGUUGCAGGACAUGGGACUUGAUCAUAAUAUAUAAUAUUUAAUGGUAUGCUUACAGAUAAUCUGAUAAACUGCU